AUGUUAUUAUUUGCAAUUCUCAGCGUAACUCUGGCAGCAUUUACAUUCGAUGAUGGCUAAUGUAAAUGCAAUCAAUUAGUGGUUGAAACAGAAUGUAAAUUCAACACCCAAUGCACAUGGGAUGGAGUGGCUAAAACCUGUUCUAGAAAAUCAUGUGCUGAUUUGAAAGAUCAAUGUUCUUCAACUCAAGGGUGUGCGUUGGAUUCCGAUGGAAAUUGCAAAGACUUCACCAAGUGUGCUGAUUACAAGGUCACUGGAUUAGGAUAAUGCUAAUACAAGGAUAAAACAUGCACUGAAGAUUAGACUACUUCAGGUGGAUACGCUUGCAAAGCUGGUACUUAUGUGCCUGAAUGUCAAAAGAUUACUAUUAAGGCAGACUGCAAAGGAUAUCAAAGCUCAACACAAGUCUGCUUUUGGACAACAAAUCCUAUGACUAAAGCAUAAGAAUGCAUGCCCGUCAAAUACACCUCCUGUGAAGAUGGAUAAUCAGAUCCCAACCUAUGUACAUUAAAUUCAUCCUGUAAAUACACACUUGAAAAGAAAUGUGUCCCUAAGACUUGUGCUGAUGUUACUACAGAAUUUUAUUGCACUUCUAUUCCUUAAUGGAAUAAUUCCAAAUUGACAUUGUGUCAAUGGAAUGGAAAUUGUUAGGAUGCUUCAGGAGUUGAGGUCUUAACACAAGCUAAGUGCUACUCAAGUACAUUAAAAAACUAUCAUUGGGUUACUUCCACUAACAAAUGUACGUUAUGCGCUGCUCCAGCUACAUCAACUACAACACCUACAGGAACAAGCACUGGAACAUCCACAGGUACAAGCACUGGUACAUCUACAGGAACAAACACUGGUACAUCUACAGGCACAAGUACUGGAACAUCUACAGGAACAAGUACUGGUACAUCUACAGGUACAAGUACUGGAACAUCUACUGGAACAACAACAACUACAGGAACAGGUACAUCUGCCGGAACUACAACCACUACAGGAACUGGAACUGGUACAACCACAACAACAGGAACCAAUACUGGAACCAAACCUAACGAUGCUUAUACCUAGAGUAAAUUUGCUUAGCUCAUUGUAGUUUCAUUAUUUAUGGCGUUUAUUCAAUGAUAACAUUAUUUUUAGAGAGAAAUAUCAUUAAAUAGCAAUUCUUUUUCUU
Molecule: messenger RNA, 1156 nt
Organism: Paramecium tetraurelia
Lineage: Eukaryota; Ciliophora; Oligohymenophorea; Peniculida; Parameciidae
Exons: 2
Source: RefSeq, a predicted model, not a curated record